AUGGACCUGAUCUUCGGCGGCAUCGUCGGCAUCGUCGGCAUCGUCGGCAUCGUCGGCAUCGUCGUCCUUCUCUAUUUAUUCAUCUAUUUAUUCAUUGUCUGCCUGGCGAUAAUCUUUUUGCGCCGCAGCCGACUCCACCAAUCUCAGUCAGCACCACGACCAGCGGAGCCUGGUUUACGAUUGGUGCACGAUGCUCCCGAGGAGAACGAGACGGAAAAGCCCAUCGACAUCAUUGCCAUCCAUGGCCUUGAUACGAGGUCGCCUGAUACGUGGACAUGGCAAGACCCCAAAGAUCUCAGGAAGCAAGUCAACUGGCUGGAAGAUUCAAAAAUGCUCCCAAGCAAAGUGGGACGGGCCCGGAUCUUCACAUGUGACUGGCCGGCCGACCUGUUCCAACGGUCAAUUCCGACGACGCUCGAGGAGUCUGCUCGGUUUUUGAUCCGCAGUAUCUCACAGCAUUUGGCAGCAGAAAGACAGGUAGAAGACCGACCAAUUUUCUUCAUCGCAUCCUGCCUCGGGGGUAUCAUUUUGAUAAAGGCCCUCGAGAUCAAUCGCCGUGAUGGCCACAAAGGCGGUCGCUCGUCUCUCAUAGAAGCGACACGUGGUGUUGUUUUCCUUGCCACACCGUUCCUGGGGACUGCAUUCAAAGAUAUGCCAGAUCUAUCUCUUAAGGUCUGGGCUGCUCUCAAAGACCAAACAGUGACCGCACUGAUUGACUACACGAAGCAACCGACACCUUGUCUCAAUGAGCUCGUGCGUGGAUUCACUGAACUGAAAGUGAACAAGCGUUACCACGUGUUCACCUUCUGGGAAGCUCACAAGACGAGUCUUCUUGGGAAAAUUCAUCUCGCUUGGAUGUUUUCCGACAGGGUGUUUCUGAUCUGGCCAGUAGCUGUAAUUUCAAUCUGGCUACUCUAUUCAUUUCCAUGGCCACUGGCUACCACCUCUCUUCUUUGGCUAUUAGGAUUCUGGCUGUACGGAGCAAAACAACUGGUGAGCGAGAGCUCGGCAACAGCGCAGUUUUUUGAGCGGCAACGUCUCAACCGACGCCACGUCCUGAUGAACAAGUUCCGCGACCCUGAGUGUGACGACUACAACGAAGUUGCUGGAGAAAUUUGCAAAAUACUGAAGAAAAUUCGCGAGGAGCAGACGCCACUCGAGGAAGCGGACGCCGAGAUAUGCAAGCACUACACGGCGGAACGGCUCAAGAUCGAACGGCUCUCAGGCAAGGCCUUGUCGAUGGAGCAGUGCUACAUCAACCUUGCCCUCGUGGAGCAGCCCGGGAAAAAUGCGGAUGACUUGAACAAAACAUCAAAAGAAGGAGUCACAACACCUCAGUCUUCCCCGUUUUCACUCUCUGCUCGACUGAAAGUUGAGACGCCGGAAAAGAACAUCCAGGUUGAGUUGGGGACAGUCUUCGACCAACGCAAAGGACCAGACGGCCACACUGUACAGCCUAGAAGAAUCUUGAUCCGAGGACGUGCCGGAGUGGGGAAGACUACCUUGUGCAAAAGGAUUGUACAUGACUUCAUCCACGGCCGCGCAUGGAAGAAUUUAUUUGACCGCAUAAUCUGGGUACCUUUGCGAAACCUGAAGCUUGAAGAAAGACGCCAGAUCGCCGGAUACAAUCUUGGCAGUUUGUUUCGUGAUGAGUAUUUCUCUCAACACGGCAAGAGUGACGACCUCGCCAAAGCGAUGUGGCGUGCAUCGGACACCAAGAGUGGCAGAAUUGUGUUCAUCCUUGACGGUUUGGAUGAGGUUUCUCAGGACCUGGAUCCUGACAGCUCUAUGUUCCAUUUCGUCCAAGAGCUCCUAAAUCAGCCCAACGUAGUCGUCACGUCCCGACCAUAUGGCGAACUUCCACUCGGCGUCCGCGCUUUCGAUCUUGAAUUGGAAACGAUCGGGUUCUACCCAAACCAAGUGAAAGACUAUCUCGAAAACACCUUUACCGAUUCCAAACGAGUCGACGAUGUUCAAUCAUUCCUCCAAGGCCAUCAGCUCAUUCAGGAUCUUGUCCGAAUCCCAAUUCAGCUGGAUGCGUUGUGUUAUACCUGGGACGAAGGUCUCAAUUCCGGAAGCAUACCGGAGACCAUGACAGCCGUUUACCAAUCCAUCGAGCAAAGAUUAUGGAAGAAGGAUGUCUUGCGAUUGCGGAAACAACAUGAUGGGGAGCGAGUGAAACAUGGUCAUAUCGAAAUGGCAAGUCCGUCAAAAAUUGAGGAAUUCGUCACGGACGAGAUUUCUCUACUUGAGGGCCUUGCCUUUACAGGCCUACUUAACGAUGUAAUUGACUUUAGGUCAAAACAUCUGCGCGAUGUAUUCGACAACUUCGCUCCAAAUCUCUUACCCAAUAAAACCCUACCAAACCUAUCCUUCCUGCGGACGUCAGACCAAUCUUCAGAAUACAGCAACCAAAGCUAUCACUUCCUACACCUGACCUAUCAAGAGUAUUUUGCGGCGCGGUAUUUCGUGCGGCAGUGGAAAGCUCGAGAACCGCAACGGCUCACGUUUUUGAUGCUCAGCAGCGGAAAGAAUGAGCUGAUCGACCCUGCCGAUUUUCUCGGCAGGUAUAAAUACCACUCUCGCUACGAUAUCUUUUGGCGUUUUGUUGCCGGCUUGCUUGACGUUGAAGGGGCUCUCUCCUUCCUCAGGGUGAUCGACGAGGAGCCACUCGACCUCUUAGGCCCUACGCAUCAACGGCUUGUCAUGCACUGCUUGAGCGAGGGAAUGGAACCAACACACCGGGAGGCCAGUCACUCUAGCAAGCGAGAUCGAGUUCCCUGA
This is a messenger RNA of Aspergillus welwitschiae, 2784 nucleotides long. RefSeq names its product NACHT domain-containing protein. The coding region runs from base 1 to 2784 and encodes 927 amino acids. Lineage: Eukaryota; Fungi; Ascomycota; Eurotiomycetes; Eurotiales; Aspergillaceae. The transcript has 3 exons. The record is from RefSeq and is a predicted model, not a curated record.